Messenger RNA from Linum tenue, 1820 nucleotides. NCBI's taxonomy places the organism in Eukaryota, Viridiplantae, Streptophyta, Magnoliopsida, Malpighiales, Linaceae. The record is from the annotation of a GenBank genome assembly.
CACCGCGGCGCGUCGCCCGUAAUCAAAUAAUAAGAAAAUUAACAACCCAAAAAUAUUAGUACACUAAUAAAGAUCGGUCGUUGGGUUACAGAAUGAGACUUCCAUCUUGGGAAAGUUUGAUUUUUCGUUUCAGAACCGGGAUCUUCCGCUCCAAGUUCCCCUGAAACGUGAAAACCUGAUUCCCGAAAGAGAAAGUUCAAACCUUUUAGCAUUUGAGUUUUGGUUACAGCACCCGCCGAUACCUCUUCGCUUCCCAAGCUCCGUGAUUCCCCAAUGGAGGCAUCAACUGCUACUACUGUUACAACUAGCGCCCGAGCGCAGCCCUUUGGCCAGACCGAGAUCAAUUGGGACAAGCUCGACAAGACUAAGUUUUAUGUGGUGGGAGCUGGGAUUUUCACUGGGGUUACAGUAGCAUUGUAUCCUAUGUCUGUUAUCAAGACCAGGCUCCAGGUUGCUACAAAGGAUACGGUUGAGAAGAAUGCAUUUUCUGUCAUCAGAGGGUUACUGAAGUCAGAAGGUAUACCUGGUCUAUACCGAGGGUUUGGCACCGUGAUUACUGGGGCAAUCCCUGCUAGGAUUAUCUUUCUCACAGCUUUAGAGACUACAAAAGUGGCUGCUUUCAAAAUGAUCGAACCGUUCAAUUUAUCUGAAGCUCCGCAAGCAGCUGUAGCAAAUGGGAUUGCUGGCAUGACCUCGUCUCUGUUCUCCCAGGCCGUGUUUGUUCCAAUUGAUGUGGUCAGUCAAAAGUUGAUGGUGCAAGGAUAUUCUGGUCAUGAGAGCUAUAAGGGGGGUAUUGAUGUUGUUCGUAAGAUUGUUCGGAGUGAUGGAAUCCGAGGAUUAUAUAGGGGAUUUGGUCUUUCAGUCAUGACAUAUUCCCCAUCCAGUGCUGUAUGGUGGGCAAGCUAUGGUUCAAGCCAACGCAUUAUAUGGAGGUUUCUAGGUUAUGGAACUGAUGCUGAGCCAGCAGCCCCUAGUGACUCGAAGAUAGUCGCCGUUCAAGCUAGUGGAGGUAUUAUUGCAGGAGCUACUGCUUCCUGCAUCACAACCCCUUUGGACACUAUAAAGACACGUUUGCAGGUAAUGGGGCAUGAAAGGAAAAGUACUGCUAGACAGGUGGUCAAAACCUUGGUAAAGGAUGAUGGUUGGACUGGUUUAUACAAAGGGUUGGGCCCAAGAUUUGUCAGCAUGUCAGCAUGGGGAACCUCCAUGAUACUAGCAUAUGAAUAUUUGAGUAUGUACUCUUGCUCCUACUCAAUCUCUAGAAACGCUUGUGUGCAAAAGACGAAUAAACAGAAAGACUCUGGACAUCACAGUGGCCAACAACAUCUUGCUGAGGGAACGACGGGAAUUUUCGCCCCUGUUCAGGAAUUACCUACUAUUCCUUAGGAUGCCUCUUUCGACAAACUCGCAGGAGAAUGUUUUCUUUUUGUUGUCGGCUGAGACUGCCAUGGCCAAAGCAUCUCUUAUACGAGGAGAUUUUUUUGAUCAGUUGCAGAUUUUUUUGAAAGCCACAUGGAUCCAAUCUACCAUUCUUUGAUUACAUAGAAGAGACCUUUCAUUAUUAUGCUCCCUUGAGGGCAAAUUAUUAACGUGAUUAUAAAUUGUAACCCUUGUAUUUUUUUCCUUUUCCCCUUACCAUAAACUGUAUGUUUGUAGGAGAACUUCGACUUCCUCUGAUGAUUAGUCAUGUACUAUUGAUCAUUCAUAUUAGUAAUAACAGGACAAGAAACAAGUUGAUCUCUUCAUCAGAGAAUUCCAUUUUGCACUGAAAACUUGUGCGACUCCUAUUUAUCGAAAGAUUGUAUGUAUGCAUCUUCUGC